AGGAGGAGGUGGGGAGGGGGGGGGGGGGGUCCUUCCAGACUCACUGGAGCCUCACUGUAACAGCCUCUGAAUGAGACUGAAUGAGACGUCCUAAUUACUCCAGUUGUGAAAACUAAAGGAGGGAGGGUGGGACGGACGGGAGGACGUCUGCUUUGAUCUCAGGUCUCAGGGAGUUUGAUGCUCCCUAUAAAUACUCACUGGCUGUGAUGAGGGGGCAGUUCAAACCCUCCAAGCACCAGGACCAGGACAGACCAGCACACCAGCUCCUGCUCUUUGGACACAACUUAUAAAUCUCCACUUUGAAACCAAAGGAUUUACUCUCACACUUCACAGCCAUGAGAGGACACUUCUCUAUCGAGUGGAUGGCUCAGAGCAGCCAGCAGCCUGCAGGGACAGAGACGGUCUCGGUCUCUGGACCUGGACCUGCUGCCUGUGGGACUCAUUCAGAGAGUCUGCCGGGUUUUUACUGCAGACAGAAGUCUGAGAAUGUACCAGAGCAGCAAGAAGCCAGGAGCCAGGGCCUGGAUGGGUUCAGCCUGAGCUCCCUGCAGCACCAGACCUCUCACAGUAACCAAGUGACUGAGGCAGGUUUCAGCAGCGGGACAGAGGAGGAGACGUCCGGUUACGAGAGUGAAGGAGGUCACUCCUUCUCCCCUUCAGCCCCUGCUGACUGCACCUCCACCUCCCCUGCGUCCCCUCCAUCAGGGAGGAGGCCUCGCACGGCCUUCACGGCGGAACAGAUCAGCAGCCUGGAGAAGGCCUUCAAGAGGAACGCUUACCUGGGAACACAGGACAAGGCGGAGCUCUGCAAGAGGCUCAACCUGUCUGACAAACAGAUCAGAAACUGGUUCCAGAACAGGCGGAUGAAGCUGAAGAGGACGGUGCAGGACGCCCUGGCUCACGCCUGCCAAGCAAACGUGGCCUCUCAGUUCAUGCAUUACCCCGAGCUGCAAGGCUACAGGCCGGGGCCCUACCCCAGGUACCACUCAGCAGCUGCAGCAGCAGCAGCACAGGACGGCCCGGCUGCUGCCUCCUACAUCCACCCACACAGCCUGCAGUACAGCUCCCCUCUGCCCAGCGUCCCCUCACUGCCCCUGGACUCCUUCUACCAGUACAGCAGCCUCCCAGGAGUCAUGCUGCCCUCCACCUCCUCUCCACUCAUGGCCUCCUACCCAACGUACCCUCAGUACUACUGAUCCUGGACAUGUGUAUACCCAGCGUACCCUCAGUACUACUGAUCCUGGACAUGUGUUUACCCGACGUACCCUCAG
Messenger RNA from Epinephelus lanceolatus (giant grouper), 1271 nucleotides. RefSeq names its product ventrally expressed dharma/bozozok antagonist (gene ved). The record is from RefSeq and is a predicted model, not a curated record. Gene Ontology annotation, molecular function: DNA binding. Lineage: Eukaryota; Metazoa; Chordata; Actinopteri; Perciformes; Serranidae.